CUUCAAGGAUGGACUGUGCACUGCUGCUGCUGUCCCUGUGGGCUCUGACUGGAAGCGUGUCCCUGCAGGCUUCAGGGUCGUGUCCGGAGAGACUUCUGGGAGAAGAGAGGAGGAGGACGUGUCCUCGGCCCUGCAAAGCUGACCGAGACUGUGCCAACAAACGCCAGUGUCUGUGUGAUGGCCAGUGUGGUCUCAGCUGUGUGGCUCCAGGUCGAACUUGUCCCUGGCCUCUACCCGCCAGUGAAAACUCGGCGGCUCGCCUCCUCUCUCCCACUCACUCCUUUUCUGCCCUGCUUGAAGUGCGCUGCAAGCCGGGAUUCACGUUGCCCAGUGGCUUGGAUGUCACUAUUCGCCGUUGUCAAGGUGACCGACAGUGGAGUGGGGAUGAGCCCAUCUGUACAGAAGCUCAGUCACCCGAACCUGCAGCUGCCCAAACCUGCCCUCUGCCUGAGGAAGUCAUCAACACCUUCAGCAUCCAGGGCGACGCCACAGUAGGAACUUCCAUCCGCUACAGCUGCCUGUCUGGGGCGGACAUAGUGGGGAGCAGUGAAAAUUUCUGCCAGGAUAAUCAGACCUGGCAGUAUCCUCACCCCAUCUGUAAAAAAGUAUACUGCCGGUCUCCUCCAGAGGUGGAGCAGGGCUAUGUGGUGGCUGUCCAGAAGACUGAAUAUGAAGUUGGUUUUGACAUCCACUAUCUCUGCAAAAAGAACUUCCUGCUGGACGGACCCCAGAAGGUCACCUGCCUGUCGAACGGCAGCUGGAGCGCCUCGCCUCCAUACUGUAGAGCCCGCUGUCUCAUCCCUGCUGAGCGAAGCCGCGUGCUGAUUGGUGGAGAGAAGCGCUGGCCGUUUGACGUAACAGAUGCCGUGGUUCCUCACGGGGAAACUGUGACGUUCUUCUGCAAGCACCCUCGCAAACAGUGCAGGUUCCCUGCAACCCAGACCUGCUUCGAUGGGAAGCUGCAGCCACCAGCCUGCUACCUCGAGCCCACGUGGUUGCAGUACAAGAUCUUCCCUCACCGGCUGGUCUCAGAGAUCGACGCCUGUGAGCCCGGCGAUGUGGAGUGAUGACCCGGGCGCCUGACCCCGACCCAUCCGACACUCAUCAAACCGCCCCAGCUGCAAUCACCCAGAGCAGUCCGCUCUGCAGCUUCGCUUCGACUGCCUAGCCUAUGAUUAUGGUCUGUUAGACGCUGAAAUAUUUCCCCCAGCUCAUGUGGAUCAGCAGGCUAAGCUGUCCAUCCUGCGCACACACGGCCUCUGCCACUCACUCCUGCAUCCUAUCAGAACUGCAGGCGUGAUUAUAAUCUGCAAACCCUCCAAGCGUUACUCUGACCCUCCUCCAGCUUGAGCCACUGCAUACUGUAGAUGCAACCCAUAGGCCCUCACGGUGAUGUACAUAUACUGUAUUAACACAUGCUAUAUGCGUUAUGCCUGUGAUGAUACCCAACUCAUACUGACUCUGUGAUAUCUCACUGUGUGAUCUUUCUCUCCGCCGCUGAGCGUGACGCAUCAGGUCUUGAGGCUUGUAAGUGUUCAUUUGGAAUAAAAGUGAUG
Chelmon rostratus (copperband butterflyfish) is the source of this 1556-nucleotide messenger RNA. RefSeq names its product ntl-dependent gene 5 (gene ntd5). The coding region runs from base 9 to 1067 and encodes 352 amino acids. The record is from RefSeq and is a predicted model, not a curated record. The transcript is spliced from 8 exons. Lineage: Eukaryota; Metazoa; Chordata; Actinopteri; Chaetodontiformes; Chaetodontidae. Gene Ontology annotation, cellular component: extracellular region. Gene Ontology annotation, molecular function: peptidase inhibitor activity.